Molecule: messenger RNA, 1893 nt
Organism: Odobenus rosmarus divergens (Pacific walrus)
Lineage: Eukaryota; Metazoa; Chordata; Mammalia; Carnivora; Odobenidae
Gene: LCLAT1
Product: lysocardiolipin acyltransferase 1
Exons: 6
Coding region: 171-1301 (376 amino acids)
Cellular component (GO): endomembrane system
Molecular function (GO): acyltransferase activity
Source: RefSeq, a predicted model, not a curated record
UCAGGAUGGAGCCUGCCGGGACGCAUUACUAGGGCGACGGGCCGGACGCCUCCCGCUUCGCGAUGAAUUAGCGGCGGGUUUUGCUCGGAGGUUGUGCCCCCUACGGAUUCUCCAGUUCGUCCACGCGACCCCCACGGCGACGCGCGACGUCCUCUGCUGGUCACAGAAUCAUGGUGUCAUGGAAAGGGAUUUACUUUAUACUUACUCUAUUUUGCGGAAGUUUUUUCGGAAGCAUUUUUAUGCUCGGCCCCUUUUUACCUUUGAUGUUUGUAAGCCCAUCUUGGUAUCGCUGGAUCAACAACCGCCUUGUGGCAACCUGGCUCACACUGCCUGUGGCAUUGCUGGAGACCAUUUUUGGUAUAAAAGUGAUUAUAACAGGUGAUGCAUUUGUUCCUGGGGAAAGAAGUGUCAUUAUCAUGAAUCAUCGGACAAGAAUGGACUGGCUGUUCCUGUGGAACUGUCUGAUGAGAUAUAGCUACCUCAGAUUGGAGAAAAUUUGCCUCAAAGCUAGUCUCAAAAGUGUUCCUGGAUUUGGUUGGGCCAUGCAGGCUGCUGCCUAUAUCUUCAUUCAUAGGAAAUGGAAGGAUGACCAGAGCCAUUUUGAAGACAUUAUUGAUUAUUUUUGUGAUAUCCGUGAACCACUUCAACUCCUCAUAUUCCCAGAAGGAACCGAUCUCACAGAAAACAGCAAGGCUCGAAGUAAUGAUUUUGCUGAAAAGAAUGGACUUCAGAAAUAUGAGUAUGUCUUACACCCAAGAACUACAGGCUUUACUUUUGUGGUAGAACGUCUAAGAGAAGGUAAGAACCUCGACGCUGUCCACGACAUCACGGUGGCGUACCCGCACAAUAUUCCUCAGACAGAGAAGCACCUCCUCCUCGGGGACUUCCCCAAGGAGAUCCACUUCCACGUGCACCGGUACCCGGUAGACACCCUCCCUGAGUCCAGGGAGGACCUCCAGCUCUGGUGCCACAGGCGCUGGGAGGAAAAGGAAGAGAGGCUGCGCUCCUUCUACCAAGGGGAGAAGAAUUUUCAGUUUACUGGAGAGACUGUAAUUCCACCUUGCAAGUCUGAGCUCAGGGUCCUUGUGCUCAAAUUGCUCUCCAUACUUUACUGGACCCUGUUCAGCCCUGCAAUGUGCCUACUCCUAUAUCUGUACAGUCCUGUUCGGUGGUAUUUUAUAAUCACCAUGGUUAUCUUUGUGCUGUUAGAGAGAGUAUUUGGUGGACUGGAGAUGGUUGAACUUGCGUGUUACCGGUUUUUGCACAAACAGCCACAUUUAAAUGUACGGAAAAAUGAGUGAGAUCAUAAGGUUCACAGUGUAACAACCAAGGGGAUGUUUUGGAAAUGUGUUGAGCCUUUGUAAACAGAGAUGCAUUUUUGCAUGACUAUGUCAAAUAUUUCUACUACCAUCAUUAUUUGUUAAAGAUAUUUUGCACUUAGUUUUGUGGGAAAAUAUUGCUACACACAAUUUUUUUUUUUUAAUCUCUGAAUGUAAUUUCAAUACGCAUAGCAGGGAGCGAUUGCUAUAAAAUAACUCGGGCCAGAGUAUUCCUAAGCAACCACCAGACUGUUAGCAGACAAGGAACACACAAGAUUUUCCUAGAGGCCCAAUCCUAUUUCCUAACAAACUCCCCAGACAAGAGGCACAUCCGGGGCUUGGGAGCACGGGCUCAGAUCAAGUGCUGGCACUUGACUGUGGAGGUGAGAGCCCUUCCUCCCGGUUCCCUCCCCAGGCUCAUUUCUCUGCCAAUCAAACCACUGCAUCCUUCCUUAAGGCCAGGAAACGGAAAUCCCUGUCCUUCAACCAACCACCCAUUUUGAUAGGAAGCCCUUCAUUAUUCAUAAAACCUUAGCAUUCAGCCUUGAACUCACCGAGACAUCAGAAGACCACC